Molecule: messenger RNA, 6215 nt
Organism: Frieseomelitta varia
Lineage: Eukaryota; Metazoa; Arthropoda; Insecta; Hymenoptera; Apidae
Product: ras-specific guanine nucleotide-releasing factor 2-like
Exons: 26
Coding region: 621-5132 (1503 amino acids)
Biological process (GO): positive regulation of GTPase activity; Ras protein signal transduction
Cellular component (GO): plasma membrane
Molecular function (GO): guanyl-nucleotide exchange factor activity; protein binding
Source: RefSeq, a predicted model, not a curated record
ACGUGUCGUGACUCUCAAUGCUGAUACUUCGUCGGGUGCCGGUAACGGGCCACUCGUGACGUUCUCGUUUGUAAAACGGCCAUCCUCUUACUGCUGGUCACCUGGCCCGAUUUUGCUCCUGCCAUUCGUCCCUGGACUGAAUCGAUUAAUAAUUGCUGUCUAAUCACUUUUCGGUAACUUUUUUUCUCCAGCCGACGAGGGAAACGCUGGUUCGCGCCGAAUCCGCCUUCACGUCAUCGUCGUCAUCAUCGUCGGCUUAUCACCGCCACUGCCGCUGUCGCCACCGCCACCGCCAUCGCCACCGCUGCCGCCGCCGCCACUGCCGCAUCCUCGGACAUCCGUGGCCGAGGGAGUAUAUAUUUAGAAAGGCAAACGGCGCUGGAGGGGGGACUGAGAAUCUGGAGCACGAACAGGUGGUGCAGUAUCAGUUGAACAAUAUCAGUCGGGGAAGAAGUAACAGAACGGUGGAGAGAGGCUCUUGUUGAAGAGACUCAAGAAAUUGGAGUUCCUAAAAUACGGCACGAUAAACGCCAUCGCAUUCUAAACAAGGUAUUCUGGACAAUCAAUAUUUAUUGCGGAGAUCGUCGGAAGGAAGCGUUUUUUUCCAACAACCUGUGAUUAUGCUCAGCCCAAAAAUGCAAAAAUCUGUGAGAAUGAACGAUUCGCAGCUCGCCAUGCUCGCGGAGAAAGCUCGUUACGAUCAGUCGUUAAGUGGAUAUUUACACAAAAGGAGCGCCGACUUGGCCAAGUGGCAAUUACGAUGGUUCGUUUUAUAUCAGAACUUGCUGUUCUAUUAUGAAAACGAAAGCUGUUCGCGGCCCAGCGGCGUUAUUUUGUUGGAGAGUAGCUACUGCGAUCGUGUUGUCACCGUCAAAAGCAAAGAGCCAGAUAAACAGGUAAAUCACUGUUUCGUGAUUUCCUACAGAAGGGAGAAUCAACGGCAAUACGAGUUAAAAGCAGCUACAGAAACCGACUGUAAAAUGUGGAUCGAUGCUAUACGAGAAGCUAGUUUCAACAAAUUGCGAUUGCAAAAGGAGGAGCUCGAGCAAAAGCAUCUACACCUGUUGCAGAUUGUCGAGAGCGAGAAGACAGCUAAGUGGCAGUAUACACAGCAAUGCGAGGAGCUUAUGUCAGAAAUAAAGAAGCUCCGAGCAGAAUUGUGUGCCUUGAAAAAAGAGUUGAGGCCUGUAGCUUCAUCGUAUACAGGAAAGCCGAGAGUUCAAAGGACCAUGUCCCAUGGUACUGGCAGUUUAUACAUGUCAGGAUCUCUUUAUGGAUCCGACGAACACGAUUCCGUAGUUACGUCGUUUGGAAUACGAAAUAUUACCGAGGCCGAGGUGCAGAAAAUUAAAAAGGUUCAGAGCUUCUUGAGAGGAUGGCUGUGCCGCAGGCGCUGGAAACAGAUCGUCGAGCAAUACAUUAAAAGCCCUCAUGCUGAGAGUAUGCGUAAGCGGAAUAGCUUAGUGUUUCAAAUGGUGGAAACUGAAGAAGAGUAUACAGAACAAAUGGAGAUAUUAGUGAGCUGUUUCUUGAGGCCUUUUAAGAUGGCCGCUAGUUCAAAGAAACCCCCUUGUAAUCACGAGGAUGUGAAUAGCAUAUUUUUGAAUAGCGAAACAGUAUUAUUCCUUCACCAGAUCUUCCUGAAAGGUCUCAUUUCUCGUAUGGAGAACUGGCCUACUUUAGUUUUAGGAGAUUUGUUCGACAUGUUACUGCCAAUGUUAUCAAUUUAUCAAGAAUACGUCAGAAACCAUCAUUACAGUCUUCAAGUGUUGACUGAAUGCAAGCAAUCAUCACCUGCGUUCGCUGCAAUGCUUAUUAGAUUGGAGAACAAGAUCGCUUGCGGAGGACGUUCACUAGAGACCUUUUUAACGUAUCCUAUGCAUCAGAUUCCAAGAUAUAUUAUUACACUGCACGAAUUAUUGGCGCAUACUCCCCACGAUCACGUUGAACGGAAAAGUUUAGAAAACGCGAGGCAACAAUUGGAACAUUUAUCGAGACAAAUGCACGACGAGGUCAGUGAAACAGAAAACUUACGAAAAAAUUUGGGCGUGGAACGAAUGAUCGUAGAAGGCUGUGAUAUUUUACUCGAUGUCAAUCAAGUAUUUGUAAGACAGGGUACACUCAUUCAAAUAUUAGACAAGCCAAGAGGAGCACGAAGUAGAUUUAGCGCAACGUUCGGUGGGAAAAGUAGUGAUAAGGAAGCAGUCAGACAAUGCUUCCUCUUUUCCAAACAUUUGUUAUUAACGACGCGUCAAUCGGGCGACGACGGUCGUUUGAAUCUUGUUCCACAAAUCGGAAAAAUACCACUUUCCGAUGCAGUGUUAGUGGAAGACCCUAACGAACAGAAUAUUGCAGAUGAUGACGAACUGUCAAUGUGUUCGAUAUCCAGUGGUGUAAGUGAAAGUAGCGGAAUUGGCAGUGGAAGUGUCAAUACACAACUGCAGAACCGUGACUUCAAAAUUAUAUUCGAUGUAAAAUCCGGCGGACCUCAAUUUACCGUACACCUCGUAGCUCCUACUAUUCAGGAGAAAGCUGCUUGGAUAAGCGAUAUCAGUCACUGUAUGGAUAACGUUCAUUUGCACGAUUUACUUCAAGGCUUGUGGUCGGACACUAGUUCUGUCACGAUGCCUGAAGCUAUCGAAAACGACCCGAAAUUAUUCAAUGAUGACGUGGACAUCAAAUUCAGUAAGACUUUAAAUUCCUGCAAGAUUCCGCAAGUUCGAUUAGCCACACCUGAACGUCUACUUCAACGUCUGAUGGAUCUGAGAUUUCUCAGUAUCGAUUAUCUCAAUACAUUUUUGAUAACUUAUCGAGUAUUCAUCGAUAGUGUCACUGUGUUAGAAACCUUAAAGAAAGCGCUUUACGAGGCUGAGCCACCGUAUGCUGAGAUGCCUACUGGUUCUCUCGUAUCUUUAGACGUCUUGGGUGGAAACGCGACAGACUCGCAACUGCAGAUAGACGAUAAGAAACGAAGCAUCCUUUUACCACGAAAAACUAGUGGAGCUAGUUCAGUUUCUGGAUAUGGAUCCGAAAUAAGUGAGAGCCAUGAAACAAAAAGUCAUGGUUCUGGUGACUCUAGCAGCGGCGGACAUAUACUUAAUUCAAAGGGAUACUGGCGCACUGGUGGAUAUAAAAAGGUAGAUGAAGAGCAGCAAUUAAGCUUGAUUUCGGAGGCACCUUCAAUUAUGAAACGAAGUCCUACUGCACAAUCGUGUACUGCGUCUGUUGGUUCUCAAUCUCCGGCAGUGUCACGAAAAAUCAGCAUUUCCGUGGACAAAGAAAAGAAAGAAGAAGACGAUGGCCGUCAUUUAACAGUACCAAAAGUCAUUCCUGUUUCAUCGAGCUCUGAGACUCUUACGGAUAAUACGAUAAUGAGUGCACCUUCCUCUCCAAGCAACCUUAGUUCCGUUACACUGGUUGGAUCAACUGGUUCUGGAUUAGAUCGAAGUCCACAAGAUGGUACUUAUCGAUCUGUUUCCAAAGAAACGGAUACACAAGUGGCAACUGGUCUCCCAAAAGAAGACGGACAAUUUACUUACGAGCAUCUCGAGUCUGAUACAUCGACAGAAGCAGAAGAGAAAACACCCACAGAAAGUCCUACUACGUCAAUGGCAAAACCCGCUGAAAUAACUGAAAGUAAAACAAGCAAAGAAGAGAAACAGAAAGAACCUGAAAGUGACAGUUCAUCCGUGCAGACUCCUCAAAAAUCAAUACCAAAUCAACAGAAUCAACAAAGAUACCAACAUAGAGCAUCCAUUGUCUCUGCUCCUGCGGCUACUGCAAGAAGUAGCUCGAUUUCUACGAUAACUGGAAAUUAUUGGGCGAGCAGGCGUUCAAUUCAGGAAAACCAAUUGUCUUUCCAACAAGGCACCUUCCAGCACGAGCAGAUUUCCAGCAAAGCUGGAGUUGUGAUUACCAGUUCUCGCCAGAGUCAUCGAAGCGUUGGACCUGUAUCUAUCUGGAGCAGUACAUCGACAGCUGCGACCGCAUUUGCAAUUGCAACAUCUGCAUCAAGCAAUCCGCCAGACAUUGAUAAGGAUAAUCGAAGCGGUUCUUACUAUGAUAAAAACAGCCGGAAGGAGUCGGUUAUGUCAACCGCAACUAUGAUGCGAGUGUUAAAAGUUUUGAGGCAUUGGAUUUCGAAACACCCUCAGGACUUCGAAUCCGAUCAGAGAUUGAAACAUCUGACGAUUAAAUUUCUUGAGGAUAUUAUUCGCUCGCCUAAUCUUCUGCCGGCUGAACACAAAGCUGCGAACCAACUACUCCGAUUGAUCGCGAAGGAAGUGCCGGACAGCAACAAAGUGGAACUAGAAAAACUGUUGGCUCCUCCUACCCUGAAAAUUAAGCAAAGUAUUGAAACGUUCUCGUCAGUUGAAGUCGCAGAACAAAUGACAUAUUUGGAUCAUAAGAUUUUUAUGGCUCUCUCAAGCAAAGAAUUUCUCGGACAGGCAUGGAUAAAACUUGACAAGGCUACACGAGCGCCCAACAUUUGUCUGCUAACAAAACGAUUCAAUGAAAUGUCACAAUUGGUUGCUUCCGAAAUUGUCAGACGCAAGAGUGUAUCAGCGAGAGCUGCAAUGAUUGAGAAAUGGGUUGCAAUUGCAGAUUACAACAGAACUUUACACAAUUUCAACGGUGUAUUACAGAUUUGUGCAGCCUUCUCAAACAGCUGUGUUUUCAGAUUAAAGAAGACUUGGGAUAAAGUUCCAAAAGCGACGGUUCAAAUGAUGGAAAAACUACAAAACAUUGUAUCAUCGGAUGGACGAUUUAAAAAUCUAAGAGAAGCUUUACGUCGAUGCGAUCCACCAUCUAUUCCUUACAUAGGAAUGUAUCUAUCCGACCUUUCUUUCAUAGAAGAGGGUACUCCAACUGUGACUGAAGACGGCCUCUUAAAUUUUUCCAAAAUGAGAAUGAUUGCCCACGUGAUUCAAGAAAUAUAUCAAUUACAACAGGGAUCGUACAAUAUCGAACCGGUAAUGAAAGUUCUGAAUUACCUAUUGGAUCCUUCGUUGCAGAUCGACGACGAUACUCUCUAUCGCAUGUCUUUGGAGAUCGAACCAAGAUCAUCCAAGCUAAGUAGUUCAAGUUUACUUCAUCUAACACCCUCCGUCGCCCAGAAAUCCAAGAAAUAAAUUUAAGUAUACACGUCCUUUAAUUAUCGAUACGCAAUUUAUACUUGUCUUAUCCUUCCAUACCUACCAUACCUAUCCCUACACUCAUUCGAUUCUACAUCUGGCGUGCGUAUUUAUAUAUAUUAAGUCCCAAUGUGGCCAUAGUCACUUACAUUCACGCAUCACAGAAGAACUGGCCUAGGUGAAGGAACUGGCAGAGUAAGAGUUCGUGAGACAGAGAAGUUGUCCAGGCCUAUAAUAUACUGUAACGCGUUCUAAAAUUUCAAAAAAUGUAAAAAUAGGAAAACAUUUCCAAUCGAUUCUAAAAAUAGAAAAAUUUGUUUCUCCAGAUCUUGAAAUUGUAAAAUCAGUUAGAAUCGCUCUCACAAAUGUUUGCCUUACGAUUGUGUUUCCAAUUUUCGAACAUUAAUCUUCAACGUGAGAAAUUUAAAUUUAAAUUUCAAAUUCCAUAGAACUAUAAUGUAUUUUUUUCUCUUAAAUUGAAAUCAUUAUUCGUACUAUGAACGUAGUUGAUAUUACAAGACGUUUAAUUUAAAGAUUUAAUUUAUUUUAGAAGAAAAAAGAAAGUAAGGGUUAAAUUUAUAUAUUGAUUCGGAUAUUGACCAUACAUCAUUUCCUAAAAUUCCAUUUACCUCACUACUUAUGAUUUAUUAAGAAUAAUCUUGUCCAUACAUCAAACUAAGAAACAUAGUGAAACAUGGCGAAAUAUGGCGCAUAAAUGAUGUCACGCGUUUUGGCGCAUUCCCCACAGAUGUUUCACACAAAGGAAAGAUCGAUGGAACUUAUAGCGAAUAACUUUUUGACCUAAUGGUCUUUCUCCUUCGAUAAUUGCAGUUUAUUCAAAAAUUGUACAUUUACAUUGUAUAGAUAUAUCUGUGAUGGAACAAUACUAUUGAUGAACAAUAGUUAUUGUACAUAUCAAUGACAAUGAAAAAUUGUCAAUAAUUUAAAACAUAAUUUUAUAAAAAAAGAUCAUAUAACAAUCAAAGUAGGAGCUUCACGUUUUAAAAUAAGACCAAAUGAAUUGUUAUAUAAACUUGUUUUCGUUCGUAAAUAUUGUUAAAAGACUGUAAAUAAAUGUUG